This is a messenger RNA of Clarias gariepinus (North African catfish), 2339 nucleotides long. Its product is annotated as protein downstream neighbor of son homolog. NCBI's taxonomy places the organism in Eukaryota, Metazoa, Chordata, Actinopteri, Siluriformes, Clariidae. Gene Ontology annotation, cellular component: nucleus. The record is from RefSeq and is a predicted model, not a curated record. The transcript is spliced from 10 exons. Gene Ontology annotation, biological process: nuclear DNA replication. Bases 88 to 1920 code for a protein of 610 amino acids.
UUUGUGUGUGUUUUUUUUUUUUUAAAUCUCUGUUUAAACAUUAUUAUUUUAAUAAUAUUUUUAUAUAAAGUAAGUUAUUUUUCUGCGAUGGCGGAUCAGAGCUAUUACUCUCCAAGCUUUAAGAAGCCGUGUGAUAUCCUCCGCAUGAGGAGGCGAAAGCGGGCGCGGAGUGAAGCGGAGAGUCGGAGCGGCGCUACCGCAGAGAUCCGCCCGUUCAUUCCCGGACCUCAGCUCGGCGCCCAGGCUCGAACAGGCGGCGGCGGCGGAGUGAAGCGCAGGAACCCGUUCGCUAGCAUCGAGAACACGUACAGCAGCCCGAGGAAGAAGAGGAGCUGCGAGGAACCCGUGUCGGAGUGCGGAGGCUCUCUCACCGCCGUGUGUGAGGGAGAAAAACCCCGGGAGAGGAACACUGAGGGUCCGGCAUCGCUCAGAGAAAUCCUCCUCAUCAGCGACUCUCACACACAGCGUCCAGAGGAAGCGGUUUCUCUCUCUGAGGAUCUCUCUUUAUUUGACGAGGAUGCGUUCGAGCCAGAAAAAUCCACCCCUAUCCUGAAGAGUCCAGGGGCUCCUGAUCUUCGCAGCGAGUCCCCUCCGGAAGUGUGUAGAGAAUAUCCAGCAGACUGGAGUCUGAAGACCCGAGUGCUCGUCACCUCGCCACAGUCUUUCUCCUGGGCCGAGCAUCUAAAAGCUCAAGAGGAAGCUCAGGGCCUGAGCCUGCACUGCAGGGCGGAGUACACGCCUCUGCCACAGAAUAUCCAGGACCCUCGCAGUUGUGCAGAACUGCGCUGUGGUUUCCAGCAGUGUCUGCAGUAUUGGCAGCAUCCUUCUCUUCCCUGGCUCUCUCUGUUCCCCAGGAUCGGAGCCAAGAGCAGUUUCACUGGCAAGAGCACACCAUGGGCCCAGGAUACCACCGUACAGCAGAGUCUGAUGAGUGAAUGGUCGGUGAGCUUGACGUCUCUGUACAGUCUCCUAAAGGCCAAACUCUGUCCAUACUUUUACCUUUGCUCCUACCAGUUCACUGUGCUGUUCAGAGCAGCAGGACUGAGUGGAGCUAAAGGCAUCACUGCACUCCUUUCCCCAACCACCAGGGGCCUGCGCGAAGCCAUGAAAGCUGAUGGGAUAGAGUUCUCACUACCUCUAGUGGAAGAGAAAAAGAAGAACAGAGAAAGCAGCUCCUCACAACUCAAUGACAAAUCUCAACUGACUGACGGAGAUGAACAGUGCAGUGAUCUGACAUCAGAGUCCAAUGAUAAGGAAGAUGAGGAGCAUGAGGAGGAAGAGGAGGAUGAUGAGGAAUGUUUCUCCUGGCUGAAAGAGAUGGGGGUGCAAGACAAGAUCAAGAAACCUGACACUAUCUCAAUCAAACUGCGUAAAGAGCACAACGAGGUACGACUGGACCACAGGCCUGAAUCAGUGGUUCUGGUGGAGGGCUCAAAUACCUUCACCUUGAUCAACUUCCUAAUCAACUGCAAGAGCCUGGUGGCCGCAGCUGGUCCUCAGGCAGGGUUGCCCCCUACACUGCUCGCCCCAACAGCGUUCAGAGGAGCUACACUGCACACGAUGAAGGCACGAAGUGUCAAUGUGAAGACCCAAGUGAGGACGGGGUAUCAGGAUGUGUGCAGUCUGGAGGUCACCGGCCCGAUAAUGCCUCAUGCACUACACACACUUACACAGCUGUUGAGACCGGCACAGAGAGGAGGCUUCUCUAUGACACUCUACACACACGAGCCCAGUGCUGUUCUCAAUGUACCGGUCACCAAGUCAGCUGACUCUGACACAGCGAGUAACGUGUCGGAGGAGUUGAGCCGCUGUGGUUUGCAGCAACACACAGUGCAGCAGCUGAUGGAGCAAGCGACGCUGGGCAAGAGCGCACUGCGACACCUCGACAUGAGGGACUAUUCAUACAGUUGGAGGUCCUGAGCACUUCCUGCAUCACCACAGCUCGCCUCCAUGUGCUCUACAGACUCGGCGUAAAACCUCACAGCCACAGAAACAGGCAGAGUUAGUUUACAGCACAUACACAACCCAUGGACCUCUUUAACCUGUGCAAUGUUUCUUCACAAAAAGGAAGUCUGUUACUGCCGCUUCAUAAUUCUGAAGGUGGAUUGUUUUAACCUGGUGUGUUUGUGUGUUAGUUUAAGUUUUAAAUAUGAUUGUGUGUUGGUGUUUUAUUCAGCACCGGAUUUCUUGUAAAUUUCCACUUAUGAUCUUUUUACCAACAUGCAUACGUUUAUGAUUCUAGAUGAAAAAGCAGUUUUAUUUAAUGAUUUGUUCUUUUAAUUUUAACCUUGUAAAAGGCAUUGUAUUUUAUGUAUAUUAAAUUAACUGGGUUUUAUGUG